Messenger RNA from Heterostelium album PN500, 171 nucleotides. RefSeq lists its product as uncharacterized. The coding region runs from base 1 to 171 and encodes 56 amino acids. NCBI's taxonomy places the organism in Eukaryota, Evosea, Eumycetozoa, Acytosteliales, Acytosteliaceae. The record is from RefSeq and is a predicted model, not a curated record. The transcript has a single exon.
AUGAUUAUCGUUAAAUUCAUUGUUAUUAAACAUUCUUUACAAUGUAGUGUAUGGUUUCCAAUUAAACAUAUUGUUAAACCACAGAUCACAAUUCCAGUUUUUGAACAGCUAAUGAAACAACCAUCUCAUCUCACUCAUAUUCUAUCAACUGUUGAAAAGUUACAUAUAUGA